Molecule: messenger RNA, 3447 nt
Organism: Pecten maximus
Lineage: Eukaryota; Metazoa; Mollusca; Bivalvia; Pectinida; Pectinidae
Product: cytochrome P450 3A29-like
Exons: 14
Coding region: 121-1635 (504 amino acids)
Molecular function (GO): steroid hydroxylase activity; iron ion binding; oxidoreductase activity, acting on paired donors, with incorporation or reduction of molecular oxygen
Source: RefSeq, a predicted model, not a curated record
CGUACUACAAUCACUCUGUUCGUCGGUACAGCCGUGUAAAAGAAAGCUCGCCGUGUGCCUUUCGUUAUCUAGGCUCUAUUAGUGUCCUCAAUUCAGUUCAGAAAUUGAGAAUACAGCACGAUGGAUGAUACCAAUUCACCGGGAGGAUGGGGCAUGACUGUUGCCCUGGGGUGUGGCAUUAUCUUACUCGUAUACAUAUACAACAGCUGGUGGGUACGUCGACUGAGAAAAGAGGGAGUUCCUGGACCUCGAGGUUUACCUAUCCUAGGGUGUAUCCCUCAUAUAAUCCGGAACGGCGUCCAGGAGUCUGAGGAUGGCUGGCUAAAACAAUACGGUGAUGUAGUUGGAUGGGCUAGUGGCCAACAACUUAAUGUUGUGAUCAAGGAUCCCACUUUACUAAAGGAGGUUUUUGUCAAAGAUUUCUCCCACUUCACCGGCAGAGGCUUCAAUAUCAGUGGACAUCCAAUUAUGUCCAAACACGUGUUUGCUGCCGAAGGAAAGGCCUGGAAACGCAUCCGAGCCAUAUUAUCCCCUACGUUCAGUACAGGAAAGAUGAAACUGAUGAAUGAGGAUAUCAACCGAUGCUCCAAGACACUCGCGGCUAAUCUAGAAGACGCAGCCAGGACCGGGAAGGUCAUCAAUCCUAAAGAGUAUUUUGGAGCCUUCACCAUGGACGUGAUAGCUGCGACAGCCUUUAGCCUUGAUGUUGAUUCACAGACCAACAAAGACGACCCGUUGGUCAGGAAUGCCAAGGGACUUUUUGUUCCAAGGAAGAGUUUUCUCUAUAUUUUUUCACUCAGCACUAUUUUCCCGCCGUUUAAAUACCUGUUUAGUUGGUUACAAAUGGGAUUUUUCUCCGGUGAAGUUAUAGAAUUUUUCAUCCGGACGGUGAAGACGAUGUUGAAAGAUCGGCGUCAAACCCCUAGUGCAAGAGCAGACUUUCUACAACUUAUGAUGAACGCUGAAUUGGAAAACACUACAGAUAACAGCGAUCUCAUAGAUAUGAAUAAAACACUAUCGACGGAGGAGAUAAUCGCAUCAUCUGUUUUGUUUUUUGUCGCUGGCUACGAAACUACGGCUACACUUUUACAAUUCUCUGGAUAUGAGCUGGCAGUGAAUCCGGAAAUACAAGAGCGCAUGCUUGAGGAAAUACAAAACGCUCUAGGUGAUGCACAGCCUGUGUACGAAAAUAUCCGCCAGCUGACCUACAUGGACCAGGUUUUCUACGAGGUUCUCCGGAAGUACCCUCCUGUCAACAGGUUAUCAAGGUCAGCCUCAGAAGAUCGGGUCAUCAAUGGCAUCACCGUAAGGAAAGGAUACCGAAUUGUCAUUCCAGUGUCUAAUAUACAUCACGACCCAAAGUUUUACCCGGAACCGGAAGCGUUCAAACCGGAAAGAUUUGCCGACAGGGCUGCUCAGAACAGCGUGACAUUUCUCUCGUUUGGAUUUGGUCCUCGACUCUGUCUAGGAUUGCGACUAGCUAUGAUGGAGGCGAAGAUCGCCAUGGUUCACAUUCUGAGGAAUGUCAAAUUUGUCACAUGCGCAGAUACUCAGAUCCCGCUACAGAUCUCCAGCAGACCCGGACUUACUCAGCCAAAGCAAACCAUAUCUUUGAUGGUGGAGUCAAGGAAUUGAGCAUUAUCGUUAUAUUUUUUUAAACCACGUAACUUUAAUUUUUACGGAACUGUGGCAAAUGUAAACGGUGCUCUACAUGGCAAGUGCCGUGGUGUUCAGAAGUUUGAAUGAUGGUCUUAACGAUUUAAAAAGUAUGGACAAAAAGAAAAGACAAAAGAAGACGAAACAAACAAACAAACGAAAGAAUAAAUGAACAUUAGUUUAAAGCUUGACUAAAAAAACUAGUAACCAGUACUAUGGUAUUUUGUGCUUGAUAAAAAUUAAGUAUAUAUGGAAUUGCUAAUGGUACGGCCUUUUUUUUUUUUAGCUCACCUGGUCCGAAGGGCCGGUGAGCUUAUGCAAUGGUGCAGCGUCCGUCGUCCGUCAGGCCGUCAACAUUUCCUUUAAAUCCCUCAAGUUUAGGUAAAUUUUAUUUUACGUCGAUAUAUUAGAACAUGACAACACAAGCUCGUUUGGUGAGCUUUUAAAUCGACAUAAUAAAUAAAAACAUGCAUAAGGCAAGUGUUUACAUUAAUAUAGCAAGAUAUGUUCAUGCUGUAAUAUUACAUACAGAAAGAGGUAUACAAUGGUUGCAUACAGUACGCCAAAUAUUAAGGUAGUGUGACAUCUUGUUGAUAUAGUAUGAGUAGGGUCUGUUUUGUUUCUAUUUAUACUAACAAGAAGCAGACGCCCGUGCACAGAUCCUCCGUAUGUGACAUUUUCUUUCAAAAGCUUGAUCGAUCGGUGUACGGCAAUUUAUAAGCUAGAUUAACCUGCCACACAUCUGGUCAUUUUAUUUGUUGUUAUAACGUAAUGGGUUAAAGCUUUAACUUGGUUCAACAUGCACCUAUAUUACAUUUGGAUCUUAUUUAGUGUAAUGUUGGUGUGAGGGACAUUUUAAACGUGCGGUAUAAUACAGUAUCGUUGCCUGUUGAUGGUAUGACCUGCAUUUAGCGGUACCAGACAUCAUGUUGCCAUGUUAUAAGCUUAAAUAGACAUGUUUUGAAAGAAAGGCUCUAUGGCAUGCAUUCAUAAUAGGCCUGACGUAGAUACAAUUUAUACUCCGAAAAAGAGAAAAAUUCACGUGUGUCUGACCGCGUCGACACUGCAGUUUGGCUUCGUUUCCGAUAUACAGGUACGCACAUUGGUGAUGGUCGAGAUACCCUUACAUGGUCACAGUGACAAGUCGUCUGAUAGAUAAUGUGAAUACAUGGAUCGCAAUGUAUAUAUAUACAUAGAUGCGAAUUGUAUACAAACGAAGGUCGAUUGAUAUGCUGUGAGCCUCGUAUUGAGGGAGGUACUCAAGGAUGUUCUUUUUAUGUCCUACUGUUCUCUUAUUAUAUACGGCCGUGUACCCAUUGACUGGUCUCGUUUGGUUAGUUAUAUCGACGAGGAAGCACUCUAAAGUAAACAAGACAAGCCACUUUUGCAAAAUGGACAAAAUGGGUUAGGGUUAGGGUAAAAGAGUCUGCCAUUGCAAUGGCCGCCAUUCACUAUUGUAGCUUUAAAUUGAUUGAGCAUCCGCCUUAUUCACCUGAUAUCGCUCCAUCAGACUUUCAUCUUUUUCCAAAACUAAAAACAGCUACUAAAAUCUUAACAUGGAGUGGAUGACUUUCUGAACAGCCAAGAAAAGGAACUCUAUAUAAAAGUGGCAUUGAGGCCCUUAAACACUGCUGGCAAAAGUGUAUAGAUACUGAAGGGGAUAUUACAUGUAUGUUGAAAAAUAAUACAUGUCCAGCAAAAUUCAAAUCCUUCAAAACGAGGCUCACAGCCGAUCAAUCACCCCUCGUAUUAUAAAUACUAUGAUAUACAAUAAAACGUAUAUUCCCGAAA